AGGAAAAAAGAAAAAUAAAAGAAACAAAGAAAGGAAGAAAGGAGGCACUCAACGAAGUGGGAAUACUAGAAAUACUCUAUGAGCAUUAACAGGACAAAAGUAGGAGACAUUUCUCAUUGGAAUUAUUAAUUCUUUGUUAUAUGUGACGGGGAGACUCUAGAUUCUAUUAAUAGUCCAGUGGUCAAAAAGAUGCAUAUUUAGUCAUAUUUAAUUUUGGCCUUUGAGGCUAUGAUUUAGUUUUACUUCACCUGGCACCAUUUUUAUAUAUAAAAAAUAUCCUUGGGGCACCUUUCCACCUACAGACUGGACGCUGUUAAAAAUCACCCAAUUGUGAAAAACAACAAUUAGGAUGCAAGUAAAUUUUAUUACAGACUGGCAUAGUCAAGACUGAAAUGACCCAGUGAAUCCUAUAAAAGGCCAAGGGAGCUAACGUGUGUGGAAGGUGAACUCUGGCUUUGCUCCUCUCUUUGGCAAGGGGUUGCCCGUCUGUGCUGCCGCCAUGUCUUUUCGACUUUCUGGUGGAUCCAGGCGGAUCUGCUCGCGAACUGGGUCUGGUAGGCUGUCCGGUGGAGGAACAGGCUUUGUGGCUGGGAAUGUGUGUGUUGGGUCGGGAGCAGGAAGCAGCUUUUCUUGUACUCUUGGGGGCAUCUCUUCUGGAGGAAGCUUCUGCAGUAGUGGUGGAGGGUUGGGAAGUGGUGCCCGUACUGGUUUUCUUGGCAAUGAGCACAGCCUCCUCUCUGGGAAUGAAAAGGUGACCAUGCAGAAUCUCAAUGACCGCCUGGCAUCCUACCUGGACCAUGUGCGUGCUCUGGAGGAGGCCAACGCAGACCUGGAGCAGAAGAUCAAGGGCUGGUAUGAGAAAUGUGAGCCUGGCUCUUUCCGGGGACACAAUCAUGACUAUAGCAGAUACUUCUCAGUCAUUGAAGAUCUUAAAAGGCAGAUUAUUUCUGCAACCACCUGCAACGCCAGCAUUGUUCUACAAAAUGACAAUGCCAGACUGACCGCAGAUGACUUCAGGCUGAAGUAUGAAAAUGAGCUGGCUCUGCACCACAGUGUUGAGGCUGACACCAAUGGUCUUCGCAGAGUGUUGGAUGAGCUGACCCUCUGUACAACCGACCUGGAGAUACAGUGUGAGACCCUCAGUGAGGAAUUGACCUACCUCAAAAAAAAUCACGAGGAGGAGAUGGAAGUCUUGCAGUGUACAGCUGGGGGGAAUGUGAACGUGGAGAUGAAUGCAACCCCAGGAGUGGACCUAACUCUCCUGUUAAACAACAUGAGGGCUGAGUAUGAGGCCUUGGCUGAGCAGAACUGCAAAGAUGCUGAAGCCUGGUUCAACGAGAGGGUAGGUCUAUGGCAAAUUACAAAGGGCUUGCUCAGGAGACAAUCAGGCCGGUCACUAACCCUUUCGACAACUACACUUCAGAGUGCAACACUGCAACAACAGAUUUCCAAUGAUGAGGGAGCAGCCACAGCAGCCAGAAAUGAGCUGACCGAAGUGAAACGCAACCUGCAAACCCUGGAAAUAGAACUUCAGUCCCUCAUGGCUGUGAAACAUUCCUAUGAAUGCUCCUUGGCUGAGACUGAAGAAAAUUACUGCAAUCAACUCCAGCAAAUUCAGGAUCAGAUCGGGCUGAUGGAGGAACAACUGCAACAGAUUCGAACAGAAACAGAAGGCCAGAAGCUGGAGUAUGAACAGCUUCUUGAUGUAAAAAUCUUUUUAGAAAAAGAAAUUGAAAUUUAUUGCAACUUACUAGAUGGAGAAGAAAGAAAAAGCAAAUCCACAUGUUACAAAUCAAAAGGAUGCAGGCCUGUGAAUUCUGGAAAUCAAGGCAAAGACUCAGCAAAAGAAACUAUUGUCAAAACAGUGGUUGAGGAACUGGAUCAAAUAGGCAGUGUCCUUUCACUGAGAGUCCACUCAGUUGAAGAAAAGUCCUCUAAAAUAAGCAACAUUACAGUAGAGCAACGAGUACCUUUUAAAGCACCAUAAGGAGGAAAACUUAUUAAAAAAAAAAAAAAAGGGAGAGAAAGACAGAAAGAAAGCCUGCCUUUGCAAAAACCCUACUGAUUAAAUAACCUAAGGGAAUUAUUCAUUUCUGUUCUUAAAGAUAAAAGGGCUAGAAUUUGUUCUCCUUCUCUUCCUUUUCUCACGUUCUAUGCAUGUAAUCCUUUUCCAGAGAAGAAAAAUCCUGCUCUGUCCCUAAUUUUUGUUUUA
Molecule: messenger RNA, 2212 nt
Organism: Macaca mulatta (Rhesus monkey)
Lineage: Eukaryota; Metazoa; Chordata; Mammalia; Primates; Cercopithecidae
Source: RefSeq, a predicted model, not a curated record